Messenger RNA from Cooperia oncophora, 282 nucleotides. NCBI's taxonomy places the organism in Eukaryota, Metazoa, Nematoda, Chromadorea, Rhabditida, Trichostrongylidae. The record is from the annotation of a GenBank genome assembly.
AUGGUUCUUAGUUACGGAGUCAACGCAUAUGGUGAUGCAAUAAUGAAAACAAAGGAAUUAUCUCCAGAGGUAUUGAACGGUCGUUUUACUGAGGAACUCAUCGCAACAUUUGGGCCCGGGAAAGCAGAUCGGAUAAAAGCCGUUUGGAUGUAUAUAGAUAUAAAAGAUUCUCACGUGGUUCCGGAACUGACUAAAAUCGGGUUCACUUUCGUACAUGCGACGACGAAUGAACUCACAAUGGCCUGCUGGUUAGGGGAAGAACCGUCACGUAUACCAUCGUAA